Messenger RNA from Trifolium pratense (red clover), 1660 nucleotides. RefSeq names its product magnesium-chelatase subunit ChlI, chloroplastic-like. The coding region runs from base 83 to 1336 and encodes 417 amino acids. Gene Ontology annotation, biological process: chlorophyll biosynthetic process. The transcript has 3 exons. The record is from RefSeq and is a predicted model, not a curated record. Gene Ontology annotation, molecular function: ATP binding; magnesium chelatase activity; ATP hydrolysis activity. Gene Ontology annotation, cellular component: chloroplast stroma. Lineage: Eukaryota; Viridiplantae; Streptophyta; Magnoliopsida; Fabales; Fabaceae.
CUUCGUAUGCUUGUCCUCACAUGUCAAGCUCUGUGAGUGACUGUAACGCACAAAACACAAAGGAAGAAGCUGCACAGAAGUUAUGGCAUCCACUUUCAGAACUUGUUCAAUUGCAGUCUUGUCUUCACGACAUCACUCUUCCCCUUCCAUUCAUUCUCUCUCCCUAACCAAAGGGCAAGCAUUUGGGUGCAAAUUUUGUGGUGGAAUUGGAUUUCAUGGCGUUAAGGGAAAGUCUCAGUUUCCAGUUUUGAGUGUUGCCACGGACAUUAACUCUACUGAACAGGCAUGGAGGAUUGCUUCUAAAGAAAGUCAUAGGCCGGUGUACCCUUUUUCUGCCAUAGUUGGACAGGAUGAGAUGAAGCUUUGCCUUCUCCUAAAUGUGAUUGAUCCGAAGAUCGGAGGUGUAAUGAUCAUGGGGGAUAGGGGAACAGGGAAAUCUACAACUGUUAGGUCAUUAAUCGAUUUGCUUCCUGAAAUCAAGGUUGUUGCCGGCGACCCAUAUAAUUCAGAUCCAGAAGAUCCGGAAUUUAUGGGGAUCGAAGUGAGAGAGCGUGUGUUGAAAGGAGAGCAACUUGAAGUUGUCUUUUCUAAAAUUAACAUGGUGGAUUUGCCAUUGGGAGCUACAGAAGAUAGAGUCUGCGGGACAAUUGAUAUUGAAAAAGCCCUAACCGAAGGUGUGAAGGCGUUUGAGCCUGGCCUAUUGGCCAAAGCUAAUAGGGGAAUUCUAUAUGUGGAUGAAGUUAAUCUCUUGGAUGAUCACUUAGUUGAUGUCUUAUUGGAUUCUGCUGCAUCGGGUUGGAACACAGUUGAAAGAGAAGGUAUUUCGAUCGCACAUCCUGCUCGGUUUAUCCUAAUUGGUUCAGGAAAUCCUGAAGAAGGGGAACUCAGGCCACAACUGUUGGAUAGGUUUGGAAUGCAUGCUCAAGUGGGGACUGUGAGGGAUGCUGAGCUAAGGGUGAAGAUUGUGGAGGAAAGAGCUCGUUUUGACAAAAAUCCGAAGGAGUUUCGAGAGGCUUACAAAGCAGAACAGGAAAAGCUACAACAACAAAUUACCUCAGCAAGGAGUUUUCUUCCUUCUGUUCAAAUAGAUCAUGAACUCAAGGUAAAAAUCUCCAAGGUUUGUGCAGAAUUGAAUGUGGAUGGAUUAAGAGGAGACAUUGUGACAAAUAGAGCUGCAAAAGCUCUUGCUGCUCUCAAGGGAAGUGAAAAAGUAAGUGCAGAGGAUAUUGCUACUGUCAUUCCUAACUGCUUGAGACACCGUCUUCGAAAGGAUCCGUUGGAGUCCAUAGACUCGGGUUUACUUGUAAUCGAGAAAUUUUAUGAGAUAUUCAGCUGAACAUGGUAUAUCAUGGUUAUAUUUUGCAGUUUCUCUGUGGGGAUUUCACUGACUUUGAUUGUGAGUAAGAUUCUGAAAUUACAUGCCUGUCUUUCUCUAGUUUCUUCUGUAUGUUUAGUCUGCCAGCCUUUCACCCAAAAUGAGAAUUAAUGAGGAAAAUCAUGAGCUUGAGGGGCCUAAAAAAAGAACCGGACAAUCAACAAUGAACAGUUUAUUGUAAACUUGGUUCAUUCAUUAGCUUUGCAAUGACAGUUUAUAUUGUUAAAAUGUUGAUAUCGUCUUGUAAGUAUUUUGAGUGAAAUGUAUAGUGAAAUGUUUUCUACA